Molecule: messenger RNA, 1185 nt
Organism: Aegilops tauschii subsp. strangulata
Lineage: Eukaryota; Viridiplantae; Streptophyta; Magnoliopsida; Poales; Poaceae
Product: protein TIFY 11c
Biological process (GO): regulation of defense response; response to wounding; regulation of jasmonic acid mediated signaling pathway
Cellular component (GO): nucleus
Source: RefSeq, a predicted model, not a curated record
CCGAUCGGCGAAAACCCACGGUGAAAUUGGGCGAGACGUGCGGUGCUGGGAGACGGACGGGCCGCUGCUAUCUAUCCAUCCAUCACUUGUCGUUCCGUCGUCUCCCGGCCGGCGCCUUUCACGUGCUGCUUUCCUCUCCUGCCCGCGAAACAGAAAUUAGGCCUCGCCCAGCUGUACACGCCCACAAAAGGAGAGCGCGGGCCAGGACUUAACCCCGCGAGUCGCCCGCCUCCCGGCCGGACGGACAGGCAGAAGACGCACACACGCGCACACACAUACCUCGCCGACCUCGUCGUUUCCUUCCGCUGGAGAUCGACAUGGGAGCCGAGCAGCAGCAGCAGCAGCAGGCCGCCGGGGGCAGCAGGUUCGCCGCGGCGUUCGGCCUGCUGCGCCAGUACAUGAGGGAGCAGCCUGGCGCCGGCGGCGGCGGCAUGGUGACCGUGGGCCUCAUGCCGGGCGGCGGCGUCGACGGCGUCGACGCGGUGACGCCCGAGCAGAGGAUCCGGACCAUGGAGCUCUUCCCCCAGCAGGCCGGCACGGUCAGGGGCUCGCACGAGAGGACGGGGCCUGAGAGAGCGCCGCUGACCAUCUUCUUCGGCGGGAGGACGUUCGUGUUCGACGACUUCCCCGCCGAAAAGGCCAGGGAGCUCAUGCAGCUCGCCGGCUCCUUCUGCGCGCCGCCGCCCGUGUCCGACGCCGGCGCCGGCGCCGAGCCCGCCUGCCAGAACGCGCCGGGGCAGCCUUGCUUGUCAGACCUGCCGAUCGCGAGGAAGGCGUCGCUGCACAGGUUCCUGGCGAAGAGGAAGAGCAGGCUCGCCGCGGCAGAUCCGUACCCGGCGCCGUUAGCGGCGCCGGGGGCUGGGGCGGCCAAGGAGACGGCCGGCAAGGCUGUGCCGGAAGACGGCGGCGCGCCGUGGCUCGGCGUCAACUCCGCGCUCCAGCUCAACUGAAGGAUUUGAUGAGCCGGGAGAGGAAUAAAUCAAUCACUGCCUCACUGCUUCUCCACGUAGUACUGCUCGUAUACUACUACGUGGAUCCUUGAUCGUUGCCGUUUUUAUCUUACGCCCGUUAAUUGGCUGCGUCAGGGUAAUUAACCGCAUGGCGCUCGCUAAAUAUACAUAUAGUAUGUUCUUCAUCUGUUUGAGAAUUCUUUGGUGUCGAAUAAAAGAAUUCUUUCAUGCUGAA